CCCGCAAAGCAACCUGAGAGCCCUGAGACCAAAAUCCAACUCUUCAGCUCCAAAGAAACAAAUGAUUGUCUCCAAUCUUCCAAGACUCCAAUCUCACUGGUUACCAAUCGUCACUUCACCUCUGACCCAAUUCUUCAUCUCCAAAACACCAAAGAAACAGUUUUUCAUCAACUCCACACUCCUAUCGAAGCCUUUGUCAACAACCCUUUUCACCAAAACCCCGGAGAAAAACUCCUCCACAUUGCAAGAAUCAAGAAACCAAGAAAAAUUUGUUGAAACACCUCAGAUUGAGCUAUCCCUUGAAAAGCUGUUUUUGCCCCCUGAUACUGAUGUUUCUUCCUUGACAACCCCUUUGAGUAGCAGAGUUUUGAAGGGCUCUAACAUUGUGCUUAGCAAGUAUGCUUCUGAUGCUCAAGUUGACUGUGCUGAGUUCAUAAAGAGCAGUGUUAAAACUGAAGAAUGUCCUACUGAUGGAUUGCCUGAAUUUGCUCUUGUCGGGCGGUCUAAUGUGGGGAAAUCCUCGCUUCUUAAUUCGCUUGUUAGACGAAAACGUCUUGCUCUCACCUCGAAGAAGCCUGGAAAAACACAGUGUAUUAACCAUUUUAAGAUCAAUAAUAACUGGUACCUUGUGGAUUUGCCUGGUUAUGGGUAUGCAGCUGCACCUCAGGAAUUGCGAACAGACUGGGAUAAGUUCACCAAAGAUUAUUUCCUAAACCGGCCAAAUCUUGUUUCAGUGUUUCUCUUGAUAGAUGCUAGUAUUCCUGCUAAAACAAUUGAUCUCGAGUAUGCUAGUUGGCUGGGAUGGAAUCAGAUACCCAUGACUUUAGUGUUUACCAAAUGUGACAAGCGGAAAAAGAAAAAGAAUGGAGGGCGAAGACCUGAGGAAAAUAUUCAAAAUUUUCAGGAGUUGAUACGUGAAUUUUUCCAAACUGCCCCUCCUUGGAUUUUGACCAGCAGCAUAACCAAUCAAGGCCGAGAUGAGAUACUGUUGCAUAUGUCUCAGCUAAGGAACUACUGGCUCAAGCACUGAAGUUCGAAUCAACCUCUCAAAUAUAUGAUUGGGUCUAUAGCAUCCUCGUCGUGUACGGAGCAUCUGAAUGCCAGCUGAUAGCAAGAAAAUGGAGUCAAUAGAUGCCAUGAUUUGAUCCUUGAGAUUGAAGAAUGAUGCUUGGUAGUGCGAAAUCUUUGUGAAAGGGCGCAGAUGAUAGAUGUUCUGGAUCAUAUGAAGUGGUCAACUGAAUUUGGCAUUAAUCUUGCUGGUCGAAGGAAGGUGACUUAGGUGGGUUAUGUAAUUGUAUAAAGACGCUUUUCUGUUUCUUUUGGCAAGAAUGUUAAAAUAGGAGAUUUAAAUGAUGAACUAAGCCCUGUAACGAGAAAGCCAAACCUGUUAUUCUAUGUAUUAUCUUCAUUUACAGCAUUUACAAAUGAUGAGGUUAUCUCAACUGGAUUUUAAUCGCAAUUUCA
Molecule: messenger RNA, 1464 nt
Organism: Coffea eugenioides
Lineage: Eukaryota; Viridiplantae; Streptophyta; Magnoliopsida; Gentianales; Rubiaceae
Product: GTP-binding protein At2g22870-like
Exons: 5
Coding region: 62-1030 (322 amino acids)
Molecular function (GO): GTP binding
Source: RefSeq, a predicted model, not a curated record